Molecule: messenger RNA, 747 nt
Organism: Belonocnema kinseyi
Lineage: Eukaryota; Metazoa; Arthropoda; Insecta; Hymenoptera; Cynipidae
Exons: 3
Coding region: 1-747 (248 amino acids)
Source: RefSeq, a predicted model, not a curated record
AUGGUACAUCUCAGGAGGACGAAAGCAAAGGAAGGUAAAUGGAUGCUCACUUACUUAGGUCAAGUUAUUCAAAACGAGAUAAGUAUAAGCUACAAUAACUACUUCGAUGAUGUAGACGAUAUUCGGGGACAAUGUUACGAUAAUGGUUCUAACAUGCGCGGUCAAUUGAAAGGAGUACAAAGCAGAAUUUUGCAAAUAAAUCCGAGAGCUUUUUUCGUUCCUUGUAAUCCGCAUAGCCUGAAUUUAGUAGUAAAUGAUGUUGCCAAGGCCAAUGUAGAAACGAUUAAUGUGGCCAGUAAACUUUUGCGGGAUCGUCACAUGAAUCUUCCGGAAUCGGUAAAUAUUCUUGAAGAUUUAAGUAUGUUUUUCACUGAGAAAAGAACUGACGAAGCUUUCAAAGAAUAUCUGACUGAAGCUACAAAUUUAGCAACAGCUUUAAAGGUAGACAUCGAGUUUAAAAACCUGAUGGGUACGCGACAAAGAGUAGAUGAUCCCGAGAAAAGUUUUAAACUUGAUUUCUACUUCACAAUCUUGGACGUAAUAAUCAUGCCCUUGCAAGAGCGGUUUGAGUUUAUUAGACAAUUCGAAAAUAUGUUCGGUUUUGUGUUUAACAGUACUGCCUUUCUAAGGAUGGAUAAGUUGGACAUUCUAGAAAAGUGCAAGAAUUUACAAGAAAAUCUUACAAACGAAGACGAAAAUCGCUCUGAUAUAUUAAGCGUGGAUUUGUAUGAUAAACGUAUUGCGUAA